AUGGAUGGGGACGAGCUGAUCGCCUCGGUCUUCCGCAAGAUCGAGCGGGAGAAGGCCCUCAUCACCGCUGCCAGUAACAUGCGGCAGUCGACCGACAAUCCCCUCGUGCAACAGAGAGUCGAUGCCAACAUCCGCGAUGGCCGCAAGAAUAUCGCUUACCUGGAGGAGAAAAUGAGAGAAUUACAAAUCCGUCAGAUGAACCAGGAAGGUGGCUCACCCGACCACCCCGGAUACGCUGGCGAGCAAGGUGAUGGUCACUAUCCCCAGGGUGGCGCCGGCUCCAUGCCUUCCGGUGCCCCAUUCGCCGACCCCCGACCUUAUGCUCCGAUCCCGAAGGCAAGGCCCAAUUACACGAAGCUUGAUCUGAUCAAGUAUGACACUCCGUACCUCGGGCCGAAGAUCCAACUUAUGCUGUCUCAAUUGGAGUUCAAGCUGAGUGUGGAAAUGCAAUAUAAAGCCGGCAUCGAAAAGAUGGUCCGCUUGUACCAGGACGAGGGCGACCGGAAGAGCCGAGCUGACGCUGAGGGUCGUCGCAUUGAGAGUAACCAAAAGAUUCAGCUUCUAAAGCAGGCGCUGAAGCGAUACGAGGAUCUUCAUGUUGAUAUUGAAUCCGCCGAUGCACCAGACGAUGAAAGUCUUAGUGCUCCGAACAUGCGCAAGCCGCUGACGGGUCUGCUGACAAUGCGCAUCCAUGCGGUUAAGGACGUGGACCAUGCGGCUAGUUCACGAUUCUCUCGAGGACCAGAGACAUACAUUGUCGUCAAGGUCGAAGACACCAUCAAAGCGAGAACCAAGGCCACCCGAAACGAUAAAUGGCUAGAUGAAAGCUUUUCCAUGGAUAUCGAUAAGGCAAACGAGAUCGAAUUGACGGUGUAUGACAAGUCGGGAGAUCGCCCAGUGCCAAUCGGUAUGCUUUGGGUGCGCAUUUCUGAUAUAGCAGAGGAAAUGCGUCGCAAGAAGAUCGAGACGGAGCUCAACGCAUCUGGCUGGGUAUCCGCAGAUAAGAUGGGCGAUGGUGGAUCCCCUCGACAUGACCAAGCCGGUUCUCCUAUGGGCUCUUCACAUGGCCCUAGCUCCGGAGGACGCCCGGGCACCUCGGGACAUGGCGCACAUGGACACCACGAACCGGUUGGCCGAGUUCAGCUUCAAAUGAGCUUCGCCAAACAAUUGAAGGACCGCCGUCCCUUUGACAUUGGUCUUAACCGUCAAGGUGCCGUUCGUCAAAAGAAGGAGGAGGUUCACGAGAAGCAGGGCCACAAGUUCGUCACCCAGCAGUUUUACAACAUCAUGCGCUGUGCACUGUGUGGAGAAUUCCUCAAGUAUGCUGCUGGCAUGCAAUGUGCGGAUUGCAAAUACACCUGCCACCGCAAGUGUUACCCCAAGGUUGUCACCAAGUGUAUCAGCAAAGCGAACUACGAGACCGAUCCGGACGAGGAGAAAAUCAACCACCGCAUUCCUCACCGAUUCGAAGGCUUUUCCAACAUCUCCGCGAACUGGUGCUGCCACUGCGGUUAUCUGCUUCCGUUCGGACGCAAAAAUGCCAAACGCUGCUCUGAAUGUAGUCUUACGUGUCACGCUCAAUGCACUCACCUUGUGCCCGAUUUCUGUGGAAUGACGAUGGAAGCCGCCAACCAAAUUCUAGAGACGUUGAUUCGCACCAAGCAUCACAACAAGUCUGCCUCUGUUAGUUCUGGCCUCAGCAACCGUACCCUUCGAGCAGGCGGUCCGCCCCAGCCCGCUCAAGACAACGCUGCCCUCUCCUACCCCCAGAAGCCGAUGGAAGGACCCUACGGGGUUAUUCCUAGACAACCCUCCGCAGAAGCGUCACCAACUGCUGUUGCACAGGCUGCGCAGCGCCAACAUGUGCCACCGAAAUCGCCCACAGGGCCUUCCGCCGCCGCUGCCGCCGCCGCUGCCGCCGCCGGGCUACGUGGCCCCCAGCAACCCCCAACCGAAAUGGGCCGUCCCAUGCCGCCACCCCAGGCACCUCCGCAGCCUCAACACGCCCAUUAUGACCCAUCCGCUUAUGCCAAUUUCCCGCAGCAGCCUCCACCCCAAGCUAUGCAAAAGGUGCAGCCUGCGGCUUAUCCAAUGGCGCCACCUCCGCAGCCCAUCCAGCAACAGAUUCCCCAACAACAGCAGGUUUCAUCCCCUAUCAAGGAGGACCCUGCAGCGCAGGCAAAGGCUCGCAUUGGAUUGGAUCAUUUCAAUUUCCUUGCUGUUCUUGGAAAAGGUAAUUUCGGAAAGGUCAUGUUGGCUGAAACAAAGAGCUCCCGCAAGUUGUACGCCAUCAAGGUGUUGAAGAAGGAAUUCAUUAUCGAGAACGAUGAAGUGGAGAGCACCAAGUCCGAGAAGCGAGUUUUCCUGAUCGCGAACAAGGAACGUCACCCAUUCCUUCUCAACUUGCACGCUUGUUUCCAAACCGAAACUCGUGUCUAUUUCGUCAUGGAGUAUAUUAGUGGUGGUGAUCUCAUGUUGCACAUUCAGCGUGGCCAAUUCGGCCUCAAGAGGGCACAAUUCUAUGCCGCCGAGGUCUGCUUGGCACUCAAGUACUUCCACGAGAACGGUGUCAUCUACCGUGAUUUGAAGCUCGAUAACAUUUUGCUGACCAUGGAUGGUCACAUCAAAAUUGCUGAUUAUGGUCUUUGCAAGGAGAACAUGUGGUAUGGUGGUACAACAAGCACGUUCUGUGGUACCCCUGAAUUCAUGGGUCCAGAAAUUUUGUUAGACAAGAAGUAUGGACGGGCCGUGGACUGGUGGGCAUUCGGUGUUCUCAUCUACCAGAUGCUUCUGCAACAGUCUCCGUUCCGUGGUGAAGAUGAGGAUGAAAUCUACGAUGCCAUUCUUGCCGACGAGCCUCUCUACCCCAUUCACAUGCCUCGCGACUCCGUGUCGAUUCUCCAGAAGCUGUUGACUCGUGAGCCCGAGUUGCGUCUGGGCUCCGGUCCCACCGAUGCCCAAGAAGUGAUGUCUCAUGCCUUCUUCCGCAACAUCAACUGGGAUGACAUCUACCACAAGCGGGAGUUCACCAGUGUGACUCCAGUCCUGACGCCUGUGCAAUCUGUGCUCUCGCAAGCCAUGCAGGAAGAAUUCCGUGGAUUCUCCUACACUGCUGACUUUGCUUGAUUCCACCGAUGUGUGAUCGGGAUAAUUAUCGCUUGCUUGGACACCUGUCACGAGUUGUUGACGAGGGUGUCAAUUCGGUUCAUAGGGAGUUUAAUGCCGACACGUCUGGUUUCUUCAGGGCGCCGCGGGUCUCUCGCCCUUUCCAGCACUUCUUGCCAUUCAAAUUGCUUCAACAUACCCAAGCGCAGUUUCAUUUUAAGUGCCGGUGUGGACCGGACCUCACUGACAUGCUUCGACCGCCGGAUACCCUGGUUAAUGAAACCUCCAGGUUGCUUUUGCUUUCUCGAUUCCUUUGUGUGCUUAUCUAAAUUGCUUGUUCUUUCCCCCCACCCUUU
Molecule: messenger RNA, 3461 nt
Organism: Penicillium verrucosum
Lineage: Eukaryota; Fungi; Ascomycota; Eurotiomycetes; Eurotiales; Aspergillaceae
Gene: pkcA
Product: protein kinase c
Exons: 13
Coding region: 1-3126 (1041 amino acids)
Biological process (GO): signal transduction; fungal-type cell wall biogenesis; protein phosphorylation
Molecular function (GO): diacylglycerol-dependent serine/threonine kinase activity; ATP binding
Source: RefSeq, a predicted model, not a curated record